AUGGUGUUCGAGUGUAUUUUUGAUGACCAAGUUAUGGAAGAUAACUAUGAAGAAGAAGAUUUCGUGGGUAUAUCUGAUGCCCAAGUUAUGGAAGAUGAUGAUGCUUUCAAAAUGGCAUUAGCAGACUCAUGGGAAGAAAGUCUGAGAAAUAUACAGAAAAUCCGUGCAUCGAGUUCGUUUAUUCAAGGACUAAAAAGAGAGUCUUGUUUGCCAAGUACCGCGAAUAUUGCCUGUGCUAUUUGCUUGGAGUUAUCUAGAGUUAAAGAAGAGAUCUCUCGGAUGCCUUGUGGGCACAUAUUUCAUGCAGACUGCUUAAUUUCUUGGUUGGAGCAGAGCAACUCCUGCCCUAUGUGCCGCUUUAAAGUUGAACACCAACUGGUUGAGGACUAA
Papaver somniferum (opium poppy) is the source of this 390-nucleotide messenger RNA. RefSeq names its product E3 ubiquitin-protein ligase RNF181-like. Gene Ontology annotation, cellular component: cytoplasm. The transcript has a single exon. Gene Ontology annotation, biological process: protein ubiquitination. The coding region runs from base 1 to 390 and encodes 129 amino acids. Lineage: Eukaryota; Viridiplantae; Streptophyta; Magnoliopsida; Ranunculales; Papaveraceae. The record is from RefSeq and is a predicted model, not a curated record. Gene Ontology annotation, molecular function: ubiquitin protein ligase activity.